Fusarium sp. VM40 is the source of this 834-nucleotide messenger RNA. The record is from the annotation of a GenBank genome assembly. Lineage: Eukaryota; Fungi; Ascomycota; Sordariomycetes; Hypocreales; Nectriaceae.
AUGGCAGUCCUGUCUGUCGCAGCAGUAGAGAUGCUGCCUCGAUUUCUUCUUCCGCGUCUCAGCUGGGACGCUUCGGUCUCGGUGUCACGGGCAGCCCGUCCAUUAGCAUCUAUUGCUCCUAGCAGCCAACGACGGUCUUUUGCAUCGUUCCAGGCUGGCCCUGUUCCUCGAUGUCGCUCGCCUCAAGCCGGUAGCCCGAUUAUCAAAAGAGCAUUCCAUGCGACGGCCCUUAGACAACGAGAUCACCAUUUCGAUACACUCAAGUUUGUGAAACGGUUAGAGGGUGAAGGGUUCACCGAGGAGCAGUCAGCUGCUAUGAUGAAGGUGUUGAAUGAUGUUAUUGAAGAGAGGUACGGCUCUGUUUUUCAAUCAUGCAUUGCGGCUUUCCUAAUCAGAGCCUCUAGUAUCCAAAACCUUACCCGAACAAUGGUCCUUCGCGAAGAUGCUGCCAAAGCAACGUAUACCCAAAAAGUCGACUUUGCCAAGCUACGAUCCGAGCUCCUAUCAGCAGACUCUACCGAGUCCAAUACAACACGCACAGCACACGAACGAUUGACAAACGACAUCGCAAAAUUGAGCAACCGACUCCGCGACGAGAUCAGCCGCACGCAGGCCAGCGUACGCCUUGACCUUAACCUGGAGAAGGGCCGUAUCCGCGAGGAGGCUGUGGGCCAGGAGCUCAAGAUAAAGGAGACCGAGACAAAGAUCGAGCAGGAAGUUGCGGCGCUUCGGGAGAAGCUGGAGCAGGUCAAGUUCCAGACGCUGCAGUGGUUGAUGGGUGUGUGCACCGGUUUCGCCGCCUUGUUGCUUGGUGCCUGGAGAUUGCUCAUGUAA